Messenger RNA from Schizophyllum commune H4-8, 750 nucleotides. RefSeq lists its product as uncharacterized. Lineage: Eukaryota; Fungi; Basidiomycota; Agaricomycetes; Agaricales; Schizophyllaceae. The transcript has a single exon. Bases 92 to 580 code for a protein of 162 amino acids. The record is from RefSeq and is a predicted model, not a curated record.
CCCGGCGGGCGCAGGACCCGGCGCAGGUGGGUGCGGGCAGUGGGUGCGCUGAUGCGAACGGCGGGCCCCUGCGCGAGACGCUCUGACGCUGAUGACGGAGCGCGCUGCGUGUCAUGUUGCAGAGCGACAGCCUGAGGGGCGAUGGGGGCGGGUUCGUAUCAAUCGCGAGGAAAUCAUUCAGGAGGACGACCAUAAGCGAGCGGCUGGGUGGCGCGGGUCGUUUGCGAAACCACCGCUGAUGGCUGACCGAGUGUGGGUAUGCGAGUCCGAGGCUGAGACCGCCACUGAAGUACCAGGGAUCUAUUCGUCGGCGUACCAAACACCUCUUCGUGAUACAACAUCAUCGUGCCGAAACUCGGUGGAUUCGCGCCAGAUUCAGAAACAAGCAAGAAUCCCGCCCGACUCGCAAUCAGUCGGCCUCGCACUGCCUUUGCGACAGCAAUCAGUACCGUCGACGUCCUCGCGCAUUGGUGUGACGUUGUCCUCACGCAUCGGUAUGACGAUGUCCUCGCAACUCGCGCGAGGCGGAACACAACGUCGGAUGCUUGUAUCGCAGGUUUAUACAUCUCGGAAUUGUUAAAGCCAUCUCGGAAGAGCGAAGUCCUUCCGUCCGUGUUCCGCCCUCCGUCGCAUACGCCCGUGGUCAGUGUCCUUCUGACCCGUUGAGCCUCGGUCCGCCGUCGAGCUCGGCUUGCAGCAUCGCCUCGGGGCGAAGUGCAGCACUCGGAUCCUCAAUGUGACACUUAGAUC